This is a messenger RNA of Punica granatum (pomegranate), 965 nucleotides long. NCBI's taxonomy places the organism in Eukaryota, Viridiplantae, Streptophyta, Magnoliopsida, Myrtales, Lythraceae. The record is from RefSeq and is a predicted model, not a curated record.
CCUGUCUUAUCAACUCCCAGAACUUUCGUCCAGGAGGCGAAAGGAAAGCUCCAUUAGAGCUCCCUCACUCCCUUGUCUCGUCUCGUCUCAUCAUCGUCAUCGUCUUCGUCUUCGUCUUCGCCAUCGUCAUCAUCUUCAUUCUUCAUUCUUCAUUCUUCUUCUUCCGUUGAGUUUCGUCUUCGGCUAUUGACUCUGAGAAGGUUGCUCAGAAAGCUCAUAGUUUUUACUUGCAGCUAAAUCAGGUGAACAGGAUUGACAUUCGUGUUCAGAAAUGGCGAGCAUUAUCUCGGCCCCGAGUUUCAUCUCAACCUCUCAGAGAAGAAACAGCAAAGUCUACCGGCAAGUGGCUGGAUGCAUCAGGAGAUCCCCGGCUAUACAGGCUAUGCGAGUAGAGAAGCCCCUGGAAGAGCUGUACAACGUUAGAGUGGAGAGAAAAGUCUCUCAGCAGAGGCUUGCAGAGCUCGGGGUGUCGCGGUGGUCCGUUUGGAAGACAGGUAAAUGCCAGUUACCCUGGGACUGGCAAGUGGACCAGCUGGUUUAUAUCGAGGAAGGGGAAGUUCGCGUUGUGCCCGAAGGAAGUGAACGAUACAUGCGGUUCUUGGCGGGUGACCUUGUCCGUUACCCCAAGUGGUUCGAGGCCGACCUCUACUUCAACGGUCCAUACCGAGAACGGUAUAGCUUCCGAGCAUAUGGUGAUGACUAGCAGUCUCAGGGGGAUCAGUUGAAUGAACCUUUUGGUCUAUUUUUGUUUGGGUUUGUUCUCUGUAGUCUACCAUUUCACAAGGCAAUUUUCCUUCUGCUGUAAACUGAUGUUCGCUCCGAACUGGUGCCUGUAUCGGUUAAUUUCCCUUGUAUUGUAGUCAAAUUGAGGGCUUUGCCAGCUUGAGGUGGAUGUUCAUAUCGAGGUCCGGCCCAGGCACGGGUUUCGGAAGCAUAGCAAGCCAUCAAGGAAGAAAACUUCUACA